This is a messenger RNA of Venturia canescens, 3444 nucleotides long. RefSeq names its product ectonucleotide pyrophosphatase/phosphodiesterase family member 5-like. Lineage: Eukaryota; Metazoa; Arthropoda; Insecta; Hymenoptera; Ichneumonidae. The transcript is spliced from 8 exons. The record is from RefSeq and is a predicted model, not a curated record. The coding region runs from base 553 to 1953 and encodes 466 amino acids.
CGAUUUUUAUGUGACAGUCGGCAGUCUAGCAACGGAGUACCAUAACGCGAUGGAAAGUGGAAAUUCCACUUUCUCCGAUAUAUGUCUUAUCUUCUCGUCGUUGCAGUUGUCGACAUCUUUUUUUAAACAUACACGAAAAACGGAGACAGUUUAUUAAUUUUUUUUUGUAGUUCGUUAUUUGUCACUGUGUUUUUCAGCGACAAUACUGAUAAACUUGACUUUUAAUUCAGUUUACGUCAAUCGCGGAGUGAUGUUUAAAAAGUGGUGCAUGUUGAAUCUCUAAUUUGAUUGACGAGCAUAUUUUAUUUGAAAUAAAUCUGAUUACAUAAAAAACGAACAAUCAAUUGACCGGCCGAUUUCGGAAUAUUUGUGAUUGCGAUGCUAUUCAUAUUAUAAAACGCAUUUUUCGUGUCAACGAUAAUGGCAUUCUUCAUAUCAGUUAUGUUUAUCAAAGACGUCAGACAUCACAAUAUACCCAAUUCGGAAACACUUGCGCUCUAAGAAUAUCAAGAGCAACCUGCCACAGUAUUUGAACAAAUUCUCACGUUUGUUAUGGCUCAUUUAAUUGUGAUUAUUUGUGUCGUAUACUCCUUGGUUACUAUCCAAAGAGUAGAAUCAUCUUUGCAGUAUCCCAAACUUCUAGUUGUAUCUUACGAUGGAUUCAGAUAUGACUACUUGAACAGAAACUUAACAACGUUUAUGAAUGGUGUGAAAAACAAUGGGACCUAUGCGGAUUACAUGAUUAAUGCAUUUGUUACCAAAACAUAUCCUAAUCACCAUACCAUUGCAACUGGAUUUUACACAGAGACUCACGGCGUAUUAGACACUAUUGUCUAUGUCGCUAAUAAAACUAUAGGCGAUUCCCCGGAGCUCUUUCAAUAUGACAAAAAUAUACUUCCGAUUUGGACAAUCAAUGAACAAGCAGGAAAAGGAAGACAUUCGGGUACUGUAAUGUGGCCUGGUGCUCAGUACAAGUACAAUGAAACGUCACCUGCAUUCGUGGAAACGUUCAACAUGUCUGUGCCCUGGAAAUCACGAAUCGACAGCAUAAUUUCUUGGUUCUUACAUCCGGUGACACCCAUCAAUUUUGGGGUUUUGUACAUAGAAGAACCAGAUUUUCACGGUCAUGUCUACGGCGUGAACGCACCAGUAAUAAAUGAGAUGCUUAAGAAACUCGACCUCGUUACUAAGUAUCUUCACGAAAAGCUGCAGGAGAAUAAACUGGACGACGUGAACGUCGUCCAUUUGAGUGAUCAUGGAAUGACCAGUGUGACGAUUGAUAAAAUUGUUAACGUAUCGAGUUACAUUGGUGAUAUUGGUUAUCAAUCAAUCUCUAAAAACACCAUUAUUAUGAUCACUCCAGAUCCAGGAAACGAGGAUAUCAUUUACCAGAAACUCAAAGCUGCAGCUACGGAAACAUCGAAGUUUGAUGUUUACAAACGUAAUGAAGUGCCGAAAAGAUACCAUUUUGAUAAUAAUCCCAGGGUAGGAGAUAUCGUCGUGAGCGCAAAAAGUGGCUAUGCUUUUGAGGACUUGUACUAUACGCUCGAUUAUUACAAGAAAACAUUCAACAUAACUGUGAACAACCAAUCGGAAUUUGGAGUGCACGGUUAUGAUAAUGAAGAUCCGAAUAUGCAUCCAAUUUUCUUUGCUCGAGGGCCAGCAUUCGUUAGUGAAUGCAAACUCGAGCCGUUCCAUAACGUCGAUCUGUUUCCGCUAUUUUGUAACAUCCUCGAACUGAAUUGUCCUCCGGUCAAUGGGACCCUGGAAUCGUUUUCGAAAUGCUUAAAGUCGUCAGUUCAUCCAGGAGAAAGCGAUAGUAAUACUAUUGCCAUAGUCAUCCCUUGUUUGCUCGUUAUCGCCGGCAUUAUUCUUCUUGUCAUAUAUUUUGUUCGGCAACGACGUAAGUUCAUGGGAACCCAAGGCCGGAGACCGUAUGAAGAAAUUGGAUAAUUUUACCCUGAAUAUAACACCAUCAAUCUAUUGGAUUUUAUGCGUAUUUCACGUAAAUUUUGUAUGUUACGCUUCGAGAACCGGAUGAUUUUCAUAAUAGAUUUUUCGUUAACGUAGAUUUGACAAAUUGUACGUGUACAUAUACAUUUUGGGAAACACGCUACCGUUGAAAAUUUGAAAUCAUUGUCGUGAAAUAUUUCGAUCAAUUUUUUCAUAUACUCUCAAGCAGACAGUUUUCGAAUGAACACAAUAUUUUUGAUUAGAUUGGCUCAAAUUGCCUACCGGAUUGAACAUAAAUCAAAUAAUGUUAAUUAUGCGAAUCAACAAGUUCUUGGCACCAAUGUCAUGUUGUAUAUUCAGCGAUUUCACUUUUUGAUAUGUCGAACCAUAUUUUUGAAUGAAAUCGAGUAUUCAGUGAUUUCAACUUUAUUCUUAGAAUUUGCUUGUUUUCUUGAAUGAUGUCGGGAUUUUGAGCGAACUUCUCAUUUUCCAAUUCUCAUUAAAAUCUCAGGUUUCAUUCAGAUGAGAACUUUUGUAGAUGAAUUAUAAAUUGAUCUGAUACUAAAGUUUUGAACGGUAGUGCACAUGGUAAAUUAUUUUUCUCAGAAUUCUGUGUGUAUUGUUAUAUGAUGAAAAGCGAGUGUUGUCAAUUGUAGUAGUUUGUGGAAUGAACACGUGAAAGUUUGUCCGGUUAAAAAAAACGCACUCGAUCGAUAACAUGUCGAAGAAAAUAUUAGCGGCAAUCAUUAUAGUGAUAAUCCGUACUCCGUGCGUUAUAAAUCAAAAAUGUAACAAUUAUGCCUCGGUUCCUCUACUCAAAUAGUUGAUAGAGUAAAAUAAAAUUAAUUUUGCAUGGACAUAGAUGUUGGAGAAUCGAAAAAAGUAAAGGAAAAUUCAUCGCAUUUAUCAAUGGUUUUCGUGAUAUCGAAGAAAUGUGAAAUUCUAUAGCUUGAAAAAGAUUUGGUCUAUUUGGGAAUCCGAAGGCCCGGUUGGAUUAUCUCCAUUGAGGGUCAAUCGAAAAAAAAAAAACACAGAAGAAUAAGCUUGAGAACAAUCAUAUCUGGUGUGUCAAUCUCUCACCCAGUGUAUUAUUUGGGAGUAAAAAUACGGGUAUUUACUCUGUGCUCAAUAUCCGAAAACGUUCGGUUUUCACGAAUCACAUUCAUACGUAAUUGCACAUGCUCAUUUUGUUAAGAUGGUGCGAAGGCAUUUAGAAUUGAAAGAUUUUGACCGAACAUUGUUGAAGGCUCCUCCUGGUAAAAAAUUUCUACGAGCAACGAGCUGUACAGGCUCACCAGUGAAUCACAAGCUUUGAUUUAUUUCUAUCUCAUAUAAUAUUUAUAGGAAUGAAAAUUCCGAGUGGUUAACAAAUUGAUACGCUAUUUUUAUUACAGUCGAUCCACUACUGGUUCACCUAGUCUAAAAAAUUGGAAUAUUUAUGACAAAAGCAAGGUUUUCAAUAAAUUUCAGUCAAAUGGACGAAAAAAUUUA